GUACACAAAGUAAACUGAGAAUGCACCGGUGUCUGAGGGAACUGACGUCACUGAAGCGGAAAAAAGGCUGAGCGCUGAUUGGCUCCGUCGAGUGCAGUGUGUGUAUGGUUCAGGCGGUGGGGUGCUCGGAGUGUGCGGGCAGCAGAAGCAGCUCGAGGCUCAGUACUGCACCAUGGAUCCAGCUCUCUUAAGAGACAGAGAGCUCUUCAAAAAGAGAGCUUUGAGUACACCUGCAGUGGAAAAGCGUUCUUCUGCAUCAACAGAGUCUUCAAAGAAGAAGAAAGCCAAAGGCGAUGGUGGUGGGACAUCUGUUUCUAAGCAGAGCUCAGAUGGUAGCAAUGGUUCAUACGGCCUCAAACCCCUGUCUGGGACAUCUAACUUUAAGUUUGGUGUCCUUGCAAAGAUUGUCAACUAUAUGAAGACUCGACACCAGCGAGGUGACACAUACCCACUGACAUUGGAGGAAAUCCUGGAUGAAACGCAGCACCUUGAUAUUGGAAUGAAACAAAGGCACUGGUUAAUGUCUGAGGCUCUUGCAAACAAUCCUAAGAUUGAAGUUAUUGAUGGAAGAUAUGCUUUCAAGCCCAGGUUUAAUUUAAAAGACAAGAAGGCUCUUCUGAGACUAUUGGACAAGCAUGAUCAGAGGGGACUGGGAGGCAUCUUACUAGAUGACAUAGAAGAAGGACUUCCCAAUGCACAAAAAGCAAUUAAGGCACUGGGGGACCAGGUUACCUUUGUUACAAGACCGGACAAGAAGAAAAUCCUUUUUUACAACGACAAAAGCUGCCAGUUUACUGUAGACGAAGAAUUUCAGAAGCUAUGGAGGAGUGUACCGGUAGACUCCAUGGAUGAUGAAAAGAUUGAGGAAUAUCUGAAGAGACAGGGCAUUUCCUCUAUGCAGGACACUGGACCAAAGAAAGCUCUCCCAGUACAAAAGAGGAAGUCGAACUCACAGAAGAAACGCAGGUUUAAGACUCACAAUGACCAUUUGGCAGGAGUACUGAAAGAUUACACAGAUGUUACUCCUGGCAAACCGUAAUGGUGCCGUCAUCAGACAUGAGGAUGUUUACAGAGUAACCUCACCACAGACUACUCUACUUAGUGCUUAUUGCCUUUAAGCCUGGAAGAUUCCCCUGAUCAGUUAAUUUAUACUUUCAAGUGUUACCUUUCCCAGGGGUCACAGGCAAACGGACUCCUGUCUUUUAGGAUAUGACCAAGUAUUAAGCCUUUGAAUUACAAUCGCAUGAAUAAAAUAUCAUUUUCUCCUGUAAUUCAGCUUAUGUCCGUGCCUCAGUAUGGCUUGUAUUGCAGGGCUUUGUACUUGUGCACAAAUCCCAACAGUGUCAGAGUUCAGCAGCUGAGUUGUGUCUUUAUUGUAUAUAGCAGCAGAUUUAGUUUUUUUUUUUUUUCUUUUCUAUUUUUUUGCUCGGUGUGUUAUUACAACACUAUUUUAUAUGCAAAUUUGCAGUGCAGUGUCUGUUUGCCUCUUGUUUACUAAAAUAAAAGUAAUUUCAGUUC
Messenger RNA from Nanorana parkeri, 1518 nucleotides. RefSeq names its product general transcription factor IIE subunit 2 (gene GTF2E2). The transcript has 8 exons. Bases 173 to 1039 code for a protein of 288 amino acids. Gene Ontology annotation, cellular component: transcription factor TFIIE complex. The record is from RefSeq and is a predicted model, not a curated record. Gene Ontology annotation, biological process: transcription initiation at RNA polymerase II promoter. Lineage: Eukaryota; Metazoa; Chordata; Amphibia; Anura; Dicroglossidae.